Histoplasma mississippiense is the source of this 618-nucleotide messenger RNA. RefSeq lists its product with no specific name. Bases 1 to 618 code for a protein of 205 amino acids. The record is from RefSeq and is a predicted model, not a curated record. Lineage: Eukaryota; Fungi; Ascomycota; Eurotiomycetes; Onygenales; Ajellomycetaceae. The transcript has 2 exons.
AUGAAAAACACCGCUCUGCGCUCAAGCCCGGCAAUUAUCAACCAAAGAUCCCUAGUCGAAUAUAUUACAAAUUACCCCAACUACCGUCAUUUGAAAGAUGACCGAACGGUGAUGCUGGUGAUGAUGCAGCGCGAUCCCAUUGGAACAAGCGUUUCCGAGAGUGUAUGUCGACCCAACCUACCUCAUUAUCCUCUGCUCGGCCUUGGUAACUCCCACUACGGGUCUUUGGCACAAAAGAUAUUUUUUGGAAUCAUCCGCCAGCCGAAACGGACAGCAUCAGGGGAAGAGUUGAGGGAAAAGCAAACAGAAACCUCAUCAAUCUCCAGCUCAAUGAACUCCGUGCUUGGCCUGUCAACUUCUUGUAGGGCUGAGAGGCCUAAAAGUGGGGCCACCUUCGAGUUUUUCCGCCAGGGUCUUGGCUCUUCUUGCUCUUGGGGGAUGACAUCAGGGCAUGGCUUGGCAUCAUCAACAAGCACCAAGAACCACCGGCCUGGUCCUCUGCAGCAAAAUGUUCCUUCCAGCCGCCUUGUCCCAACAGACAGGCUGUCCAAAAGCCAGAGCAUAGUGACUCCAGCGCUGCGCAUAGGCACACACUUAAACCUCCUACGCACGCACUGA